Messenger RNA from Stylonychia lemnae, 1263 nucleotides. Lineage: Eukaryota; Ciliophora; Spirotrichea; Sporadotrichida; Oxytrichidae. The record is from the annotation of a GenBank genome assembly.
AUGAAAUACUUUGCUAAAAUUUUUGUACUAGGCUAUCUUGCACACUUUAUUAAGUCUGCUUCAUACAGAUGCCCUGUAAUAUCUUGCGAAAAUAAUCUAUAUAAAAACCGAUGCAUGGAAUUAGAUUAUGAAUUUCCUCAGAAUCAAACAAUAAGAUUUGGGAAGUGCAAGAAUAAUAAGGUUUGCAAUUUUAGAAGUGAUACAAAUUCACUUUGGCCUGUUAAGCCUAAUCAAAUGAAUUCAAUGACUGAUAUAUCUGGAGGCUAGUUAUGGACAUAUUGCAUAGAUCCUAAUAGUUGGGAGGUUGGUAAUCUAAUGCCAGGAAGAUCAUGCUCUGCUGAUUACCAGUGCUAUUCAAAUCUUUGCAUUAAUUAUAAAUGCAAGGGGUUAGAAUACCCAGCAGCUUGUCGAGAUAGUAAGGACUGUGAAGUUGGGUAUAAAUGUGCUAUUGAUUACUCAUAUAGGCCUGACAAAAUCAUUAAGAAUGUCUGUGUAAAAGUUUAAAUUGAGGGAUAAAAUUGUACUGCUGAUUUAGAUUGUCAAGUUCAAUUAGUUUGUGCAUAAAAUAGCACUAAAGCUAAUUCUAAAUCAUGCCAAAGACCAUAUAGUAAAGGAAUAGGGGAUACUUCUUUUGAUGGAAGACUUUGCUAAACAGGAGCAAUAAAUUCCAAAUCUUAAUGCGAACUUACAACCUAGAUAAAAUACAAUAAGAAAGCACUUUCCUCUCCAUUUAAAUGUAGCCCUGAUGAUAGUAUGAAAUGCGAGAAAUAUGAUAGCUCAGGAAAUCUACUAACAUAUUAGGGAGAUUAAUUAAUUCCUAACUAUAACGGACUUAUUGAUUAUUGCUAAUGCACUAACUAUUCUGCCUACACAAAUGAGAGCUCAGCAUACUGUAUUCCUUAUGGUAACUCUGAUUGGCAAUCACUCUGGAAAUUUUAUGCUUUAAGAAUACUCCCCUUUAUUGAAAGUUGCCACAUUUUAGAUAGAAAUAACCCUUUAGCUUGGCUUGACUCUGGGAGAGCGAUACAAGAGGAAGAAAUUACUUUAUUUGUCAACAAAUAUACACAGCUAUCAUAUCAUCAUUUCUAAUAGAAUAGUUCAUCUAUUCUAUGUCCUGAAGCUAUUUCUCCAUUCAGCAGUUUUAAUUGGAAUAAGUUACUGAAUGGAGUCACUUAAGUGUCUUCAUAUUCAAAUGCAAAAAAUAUUGAAAUAUGUCUAAAAUUUGCUCUUGGAAUACUUUUAUUAGUCACUAUUAAUUUAUGA